AUGCUUCAUGUUACUUGGUUGUUGGCGCUGAUCGUAUCAACGUCACCAUUCGGACAUGCAUUACAUACCUCAGGAAAUCUAUCGAGAAUUCGCUGUGAUACAGUACUGUAUGGCAAAUAUGGUAAAGGAGGAAACAACAAUCGACGGAACAAAGGAGAUGUUCUGAAUGUUGAGAAAGGUCUGGCCGAGCGAGGGUUUGAUGCCAUUAUUGGAAGUGAUGAAACUGGGCGUGGCUCCAUUGCCGGUCCCGUUUUAGCGGCAAGCCUGUGUAUCCAGGUAGAUGAUUGGAACAGCUACACUCCAAUAGCAGAGGUUGGAGAUAGCAAGACACUUGAUUUUGAACGACGAGAACGGAUCUUUGAGGAGGUCGUGAGUCAACCGGAUUUGUACCAUUUCAGUGUUGCAGAGCGAUCGAAUGAACAAAUAGAUGACUCCAACAUAGUAAUGGCCACCAUGGAAUGCUUCGCAGAAUCUAUAGAAGAAGUCGUUGCAACACUUCCCCAGGACUGCAAUGCAUACAGCAUUGUGGAUGGAAAGAAGAGUCCGAAACUGUCAGUGAAAGUACCCUGUCGGCCAUGGGUGAAAGGUGAUGCAGAAGUGUACACCAUAUCCCUUGCAUCUAUUCUUGCAAAAGUCACGCUAGACCGCAAUUCCAAAGAGUGGCAUGAGAAGUAUCCAGAAUAUGGUUUUGAUGAACACAAGGGCUACGCUACCAAGGAGCACAUCGAAGCUAUCCACAGACAUGGCCCAUGCCCAAUACACAGACUGUCAUUCAAAUCACUAAAGGGGAGAUAG
Molecule: messenger RNA, 795 nt
Organism: Cylindrotheca closterium
Lineage: Eukaryota; Bacillariophyta; Bacillariophyceae; Bacillariales; Bacillariaceae
Source: the annotation of a GenBank genome assembly